Messenger RNA from Mus musculus (house mouse), 1333 nucleotides. RefSeq names its product transmembrane protein 97 (gene Tmem97). Gene Ontology annotation, cellular component: rough endoplasmic reticulum membrane; rough endoplasmic reticulum; plasma membrane. Gene Ontology annotation, biological process: regulation of intracellular lipid transport; positive regulation of lipoprotein transport; positive regulation of wound healing. The record is from RefSeq and is marked provisional. The transcript is spliced from 3 exons. NCBI's taxonomy places the organism in Eukaryota, Metazoa, Chordata, Mammalia, Rodentia, Muridae. The coding region runs from base 83 to 613 and encodes 176 amino acids.
CAGCUCGGGCGCGGGGCUUCUAACCACGUAGCAGGCUUCUAUCACCGGCUUGCCAGUCGUAGCCCAACGGACAGGAGGGAACAUGGGGGCCCUGGCAGCUAGGCGCUGUGUCGAGUGGCUCUUGGGCCUCUACUUCGUCUCGCACAUCCCCAUCACGCUGUUCAUCGACCUGCAGGCGGUGCUGCCGCCCGAACUAUACCCGCAGGAGUUCAGCAACCUGUUGCGGUGGUACUCAAAGGAGUUCAAAGACCCUCUGAUGCAGGAGCCCCCAGUGUGGUUCAAGUCCUUCCUGCUCUGUGAGCUUGUGUUCCAGCUGCCUUUCUUUCCCAUUGCGGCAUAUGCCUUCUUCAAAGGAAGCUGCCGGUGGAUCCGAAUCCCUGCAAUCAUCUAUGCAGCUCACACCAUAACGACUUUAAUUCCAAUCCUCUACACACUCCUGUUUGAGGAUUUCUCUAAAGCCGUUGCUUUCAAGGGACAAAGACCCGAGAGUUUCCGUGAACGACUGACCCUCGUAGGUGUCUACGCCCCCUAUUUAAUAAUCCCCCUCAUACUCCUCCUGUUCAUGCUUCGGAACCCGUACUACAAGUAUGAGGAGAAAAGAAAGAAAAAAUAGGGACGGCCACCAGCCUGGUGGGGAAGACCCCACAGCACAGUUGCCUUUUGGACAACACAGGAAAACUGCCCCAAACAUGUUUCAGCAGCAUUUGAAACACCAACAGCAGUGCAUACAAACAAGACAGUGGUGGGAGACGUGCCAGGCCUUCACCUUUCAGCAGGGGUGUGACCAAGUUACAGCAAAAUGGUGCCAAAGCGCUACCACAGCACUGCUAAAAAGGCCAGGUGGGAAGCCGGUUAGCUCCUGACCUGGAAUGCACACACCUGACCAAGUCCUCACCUCGACCUUGAUAGUCAACAAAUGAGCAGUAUUUUGUCUCUUUAGCACUUUUUAACAUGGUUUCCUGCCCACACCUCCACCUCUGGGAGAAAAAUAUAUUAUAGCCUCACAUGAGUCCAAGCCAGAAAUGGGUUACAGGGAAGGAAGGUGCCUCCAUUUCUAUCUUGAACAGAUAGCCUGCUCUGGGUUAUUCUGGUGCUGGUUCUAUGAACGGCUCUCAUGUCCCUACUCUGGCACCUCACCCCACUGGGCUUCCUAGUACGCAGGCUUGUGAGGGUGACUGGACUGUCCAGUGUAUGUCUGCUGCUUGUUCCACUGACUCUACAGAAACAAAACCCGGUGGGUGCUAGACAGUGCUGGCUCUGCUUGCAAGCCAUGUUGCUGUGGUUGUUACUUAUGUGUCUGGUCCAAAUAAAGGCAGCUGCUGAUUUGUUGUUA